This is a messenger RNA of Exophiala aquamarina CBS 119918, 2106 nucleotides long. RefSeq lists its product as uncharacterized. The transcript has a single exon. Bases 1 to 2106 code for a protein of 701 amino acids. Gene Ontology annotation, molecular function: double-stranded DNA binding; telomeric repeat DNA binding; damaged DNA binding. The record is from RefSeq and is a predicted model, not a curated record. Lineage: Eukaryota; Fungi; Ascomycota; Eurotiomycetes; Chaetothyriales; Herpotrichiellaceae. Gene Ontology annotation, biological process: DNA recombination; cellular response to gamma radiation; cellular response to X-ray. Gene Ontology annotation, cellular component: Ku70:Ku80 complex; nucleus.
AUGACGGACAAGGAAGCAACCGUCUACGUGAUUGAUGUCGCUCAAUCUAUGGGCAAGACACACUGCGGCCGCAAACAAAGCGACCUAGAUUGGGCUCUUCAGUAUGUCUGGGACAAAAUCAGCAAUACGGUCUUCACUGGCCGCAAGACUCUCCAGAUUGGGGUCGUGGGCCUUGGGACAGACAAGACAGCCAACGGGAUGCAAGGAGACGAGGGCUACGAUCAUAUCAGCGAGCUACAACCCAUCACACAGAUUCUCAUGCCACAGCUGCAAGAAUUGCCUAAGCUGUUGAAACCCAGCAGAACCGACGAUCGUGACGUCCUUUCGGGCAUCAUCAUUGCCGUGGACAUGAUCAUGAGGCAUUGCAAGCACUUGAAGUACAAGAAGAAAGUGGUCGUGGUGACGAAUGCGACGGGCCAAAUUGACGAUGAUGGUAUCAAGGACACUGCGGAGCAGUUCAAAAACAACGGGAUCGAACUGGUCGUGUUGGGCAUCGACUUUGAUGACCCAGACUACGGCGUCAAGGAGGAGAACAAGUCCCCACAGAAAGCGAGGAACGAGCAAACCCUGAAACAGCUGGUGGAGCUUAGUGAGGGCGAGUUUGGCACGAUGCAGGAAGCUAUUGACAGCCUGUCUCGUCCGCAGAUCAAGGCUGUUCGACCGACUCCGACGUAUAGAGGCCGGCUCUGCCUCGGUGACCCCGAAAGGUACGACACAGCUGUAUCGAUCGAUGUGGAGAGAUACUUUAAAACCGCCGUGAGGCGGCCUCCCACCGCCACCGCAUUUGUCAUGAGAGAGGGUGACCCGGAUGAGGAGGAGGAGGACGGCCUCGGUAGCGUUCACACCAGAUACGUUUACAAAGUCAAAGACGAGAACUCCGCAGAUGGGACGAAGAACGUCGAGCGAGAAGAGCUCGCCAAAGGCUACGAGUACGGACGAACAGCCGUGGCGAUUUCCGAAACGGAGCAGAACAUCACCAAACUCGAGACACAGACAAAUUAUGAAAUUUUAGGAUUUCUUCCUGCCGAAAAUGUGGAACGCUAUAUGUUGCUUGACAGUGCAAACAUGAUUGUUGGACAAAAGGGCAAUGACAAGGCUGCACUCGCGUUAUCAUCUUUGAUACAUGCGCUGCAUGAACUGGGUUCGGUGGCAAUCGCGAGACUUGUCAAGAAGGACAUGGCUGAGCCAAUUUUAACAGUACUUUCACCUCUAGCAAACGCGGAGAUAGAGUGCCUGGUGGAAAACAUCCUUCCAUUCGCCGAAGACCUGCGCUCUUAUCGAUUCCCACCACUCGACAAAAUCCUCACAAUCUCAGGCAAAGAAUUGACGGAACAUCGCAAUCUCCCGAAUGAUGAUCUCCUAAACAGUAUGAGCGACUUCGUUGACAGUCUGAACAUGGUGGAUGAUGAUGGCGACGAGGAAAUGGCAAUGGAUGACACAUUCUCGCCGGUCUUACAUGUCAUCGAAGGGGCCAUCAAGUAUCGAGCUGUCCAUCCAGAUGAGGGCCUGCCGCCCAAACCAGUGGCAUUCACAGCAUAUUCGAAACAAGCCGAACACUUGCAAGAGAGGAGCAAGAAAGCACUUGCGGAAUUGAUCAAGGCGGCCGAUGUGAAGAAAGUUCCGCCCAAGGUCAAGGGUCGCAGGAGAUAUCGCGACGUGGAGAAACCUCUGUCCGGACUCAACGUCGAAGACCUCUUCCGCAAAGAAAAUCGUUCUAGUAUUUCCUCAAACAAUGCCGUCCCUGAAUUCAAGCAGUUGUUGGCAUCAACCACAGAUCUUGACGCCGUCAAGGACGGUGUAACGCAGAUGUCGACGAUUAUGGAGGACCAGAUUAAGACCAGUUUCGGAGAGAAGAACUAUGCCAGAGUCCUCGAAAUCCUGGGUACGGUACGUGACGAGAUGGUUGGGAUGGAGGAACCUGAACUGUACAACAAUGCUUUACGCCAGAUCAAGAAGAAGAUCUUGGCAAAAGAGCUCGGGGGGGACAGGACGGAGUUGUGGUACAAGAUCCGCAUUUCCAAACUCGGCUUGAUAAACUCGGAUGUAUCUGCCGCAUCAAAUGUUAGUCGGGAGGAGGCAGACAUUUUCAUGAAAUCCAAAUCAUGA